Molecule: messenger RNA, 1097 nt
Organism: Porites lobata
Lineage: Eukaryota; Metazoa; Cnidaria; Anthozoa; Scleractinia; Poritidae
Source: the annotation of a GenBank genome assembly
CCCAAAAUCCGAUUUGAGGAAGAAGAAGGAGUGGGCAGUGGUCCUCUAAGGGAAUAUUUUGUUGAAACCAUCAGAGUUCUUGAUGAGGGAAUACCAUCAAGUACAGGAAAGCCUCUUCUGUUUUUGGAGGGGCAGAGCAAUCAUCGCAUUCCCACACAUGAUCAUUCACUGAGACUUACAGGGGCAUACAAAGCAAUGGGGAGGAUAAUAGGGCACUCCAUUCUCCAUGGAGGUUCAGGGUUGCAUGGGCUUUCACCUGCAGUCAAGAAUUACCUCUCAACUGAUGCUGAUAGUGACAACCCUCCAACACUAAAAGUGGAAGACAUCCCUGACAUUGAGUUGCGGCAAAUUGUUACUGAGGUAUGUAGAAAAGACAGUGCUAACCUUACUACCAUACAGUUGAAUACUGAUAACUCAACCCUCCAAGGGUAAUGUAAAAGAGGUUUGAGUUAUCGUGAGUUUGCGUUUUACUUUUUGGAAGAUGAGGAUAAGUUACCAUGUAAUUUACAUAAUGUGUCUUUUGACUUAAUCAGGUUUUAAUGGUUAUGUUAAAAAAAUGAACAAUAUUUAGACUGUAUUUUUGGGUUCCUAGCAUUGAACAUUAAAGAUAGUAAUAUUAAAUUACUGUACAACAAUUUGUGCAAAGACCGAGUGUGUCACUAAAGGAAGAACAUCUAUAAAAUGGUAUUGGAAGGUCAAGUUGAACCUCUUGCUAUUCACAUAGAUCUUUUGUCCCUAAAUAAGCAUCCUGGCUGAUUCUAUAACAUUUGCCUGGAGUGUUCAAGGUUCUGGCUCUCCCUUGCUCAUUGAGAGGAUUUUAUCAGCUUAGUACCUUAUUAGGAUGAUAUACUUUGAACUUUUGUUUGGAACUUUAGAUUGAUGUCAGUGUGUUUGCUCUUAUGUAGCUUGAUAUGCUGCCUAUAGAUGAGAAACCCAGUGCAGAUCUUAAAACUGCCCUAGACCCGUACAUGCUAGAAGCAGGUCUUGAUCCGGACCAGCUAUCAUUCAGCCAAAACAGAAAACUUGUUGUAGAGAGUCUUAUGACUUUCCACGUAAUAGAUAAACGUCGUCUUGUAUUGGAUGACAUCAUUAAAGGU